AUGUUUGAUGAUGAUGAUAUGAUGUUUGAUGAUGAAGGGGAAGUCAUUGAUGAUGAAGAGAUUGGAAUUGAAAAUAAAUUUUAUGAUGCAAAAAAUGAAAUGGAAACAAAUUUAGAAGGGGCUAUUGAAAGUUUCAAAGAAAUUGUUCAAGAAGAUAGUGAAAAGAAAACUGAGUGGGGAUAUAAGUCAUUGAGAAAAUUAUGUAGAUAUUAUGGUAAAGCAAAUAAUGAAGAAGAAUUUAAAACAUACUUUGUUCAAUUUUUAGAAUAUUUAAAUAUUCCAGCAGUUUCUAAAGCUGAGAAAGGGUUAUUCCUUAUUGUAGGAGAUAUAAAUGGAAUGAGAAAUGAAGUAGUUACUGAAGUAGUUAAUAAGGCUAUUGAAAUUUGUGAAAAGAAUUCAAAUUUCAGUAGAAUUAUAUUUAAAUUAAAUAUUAAGAAAGCUAAUACUAUGUUUGAAUCAGGUAAAUAUGAAGAAUUAAAACCAUUUUUGAGUGAGUUAGUUAAUUCAUGUUAUUUACCAAAUGGGAAAGAAGAUCCAAUGAGAAGUCAUUUAUUAAUUGAAUUAUAUGGACUAGAAAUUCAAUUAUAUUCUAAAUUAAAUGAUAUGAGAAAAUUACAACAGUUAUGUGGUAAAAUUAAUUUUAGUGAUAGAAACAUUAGUCAUCCUAAAGUUCUUGGUAUUAUUAUGGAAUGUUGUGGUAAAGUUAAAUUAUGUAAUUCGGAUUUUGCUGGAGCUAAAAAUGAUUUCUUUGAUUCAUUCAAAAGCUUAGAUGAAGCAGGUCUUCCAGAAAGAUUUGAUGCAUUAAGAUUUACUAUUUUAGCACACUUAUUAUCUGCAUCAAAAAUUGAUAUUUUCCAAGCCCAAGAAGUUAAAUCUUAUCAAACAUCACCUGAAAUGGAAUUAGUAUAUCAAUUAUAUUGUGCUUUUAAUGAAAAUAAUAUUAUUCACUUCAAAGAAGCAUUAAACAAAAGUGGAAGUCAAUUCAAAGAUCAUCCAUAUAUUCAACAAUACAUUCCAUUAUUAAUCGAAACUGCUCAAAAAAAUUUAAUACUAAAAUUAGUUAAAUGUUUUAAACGAAUCAAAUUUUCAUUCUUAGCUCAAGAAUUGGAUAUGCAAGAAGAAAAAGUUGAGUUACUUGUAUUACGUAUGAUCUUCGAUAACACUUUAAAAGCUAAAAUUAAUCAGUUUGACCGUUAUUUAAUUAUGACUGAAGAACAGUCUUCUGUCACUAGAAAAUAUAUUGCUAUUACUUCUAUGAGUAAAACUUUAGCUGCUUCUAUCUCCGUUUAA
Molecule: messenger RNA, 1290 nt
Organism: Entamoeba nuttalli P19
Lineage: Eukaryota; Evosea; Mastigamoebida; Endamoebidae
Product: PCI domain containing protein
Exons: 2
Coding region: 1-1290 (429 amino acids)
Biological process (GO): protein deneddylation
Cellular component (GO): COP9 signalosome
Source: RefSeq, a predicted model, not a curated record